AUGUCGCUGAAACACAACGAGGAAUUCAAAUAUGCAUUAAAAGAUAUAGCAAAUAAUUCUUUCAAAUUAGAAAAUGAGUUUGAUAGAGUCCGUUGUACGGAAUGGGUUCAUAAGCUGGUUAUGUUGUCCGACGAUUCGUUAGAAAAUAUUAAAAUUCGCAAUGAUUAUGCUCAAUACUUACGUAUUAUGAUUAGAGCUGGUGUUUUGCAUGGAAUAUUCUCAGACAGUCCUCCGACAAUAUUAGCACCCUUUCCUGAAGCUAUGGGAAAGUUAGUAGCAUCAAAAAUUAAAAGUUUACCGCCUAUGGGGCCAAUCAAUGUGUAUAUGAAACACUGGUCUCCGGAUGGAAGAGCUUAUGUGGCAAUAAAACCAAUACCAGGAAAAGGAGUUUUGACCUAUCUAUCGGUCACUCCACAACCUGAUGGACCACGUGAAUAA
Messenger RNA from Sipha flava (yellow sugarcane aphid), 438 nucleotides. RefSeq lists its product as uncharacterized. Lineage: Eukaryota; Metazoa; Arthropoda; Insecta; Hemiptera; Aphididae. The transcript is spliced from 3 exons. The record is from RefSeq and is a predicted model, not a curated record. The coding region runs from base 1 to 438 and encodes 145 amino acids.